Messenger RNA from Linum trigynum, 1828 nucleotides. Lineage: Eukaryota; Viridiplantae; Streptophyta; Magnoliopsida; Malpighiales; Linaceae. The record is from the annotation of a GenBank genome assembly.
GUUGUUUGUAUAACUGGACUCUUUGAAAUGUGAUUAUUGGGGAGUUGGAGGAAUUAAGCGCGCGCAUAGGCUUAGCCAAUUGUGUUGUUGCUAAUUCUCGUCUUUCUUGCGGCGAAAAUGACAGAGUCUAGUAUAUAAUAACAGGAUGAUGUGAAGGCAUUUGAAUCAGAUUAUUAGUCUACUGUUAAUUUAGCAGUUCUUAUUCAUAGAAGAUUUUACUUGUUGCAGGUGAUCUGAUGGCACCUGAGAGGCAUAGAAUAUUGAUGGUUUCUGAUUUUUUCUAUCCCAACUUUGGUGGCGUGGAAAAUCACAUAUAUUACCUCUCACAAUGCCUGCUAGAGCUUGGCCACAAGGUGGUAGUUAUGACCCAUGCUUAUGGUAAUCGCUCUGGUGUGAGAUACAUGACAGGAGGGCUGAAAGUUUAUUACGUACCAUGGCGGCCAUUUGUGAUGCAGAACACAUUGCCUACCAUUUAUGGAACCCUUCCAAUCGUAAGGACGAUUCUUAUCCGAGAACAGAUAUCGUUGGUUCAUGGGCACCAGGCUUUCUCAACUCUUUGCCACGAAGCUCUGAUGCAUGCACGUACGAUGGGUUACAAAGUUGUGUUUACUGAUCAUUCGCUUUAUGGGUUUUCGGAUGUUGGAAGCAUCCACAUGAACAAGGUGUUGCAGUUUACUUUAGCGGAUGUCACGCAAGCCAUCUGUGUUUCUCACACAAGCAAGGAAAACACGGUGCUUCGGUCAGGUAUUCCACCAGAAAAGGUCUAUAUGAUCCCAAAUGCUGUGGAUACUGCUAUGUUCAUGCCAGCAGAAGAGCGACCAGGUGGCAACGAAAUUGUUAUUGUUGUUAUAAGUCGAUUGGUUUACCGUAAGGGAGCAGAUUUGCUUGUUGAAGUCAUUCCGGAAGUCUGCCAGUUGUACCCCAAUGUCCGUUUCAUUGUUGGAGGUGAUGGGCCCAAACGUGUGCGCCUUGAAGAGAUGAGGGAAAAGCACUCCCUCCAAGAUCGAGUUGACAUGCUGGGUGCUGUUCCACAUGCUUCUGUGCGAUCUGUUUUGAUCACUGGUCACAUAUUCUUGAACAGUUCUUUGACAGAAGCAUUCUGCAUAGCCAUAUUAGAAGCUGCAAGUUGUGGGUUACUGACAGUGAGCACUCGUGUUGGAGGUGUGCCAGAGGUUCUACCAGACGACAUGAUUGUACUUGCUGAGCCAGAUCCUACCGAUAUGGUGCAAUCGAUCAAGAAGGCAAUAUCUCUGCUUCCUGGAAUCGAUCCUCAAGCUAUGCAUGAACGUAUGAAGAAACUCUAUGACUGGCAUGAUGUUGCAAAGAGGACGGAGAUAGUAUAUGAUCGUGCACUUAAAUGCCCCAAUCAACCUUUGCUAGGGAGAUUAUCCCGGUACCUUUCUUGUGGAUCGUGGGCUGGAAAACUUUUCUGCUUGGUCAUGACUAUUGAUUUUCUGCUGUGGCACCUGCUGAAGUUAUGGCAGCCGGAAGAAGACAUUGAUAAGGUGCCUGAUUUUGUUAUCCCCACGGGAGAGACUUCCUCUGCUUUUGAUCAGGAGUUGGAUGAUCAAUCUUCUUCCUGACUAUUGUGCAUGUGGUGUGAUGUUUUUCACCCUUUACAAAGCUGUUGAUUGAUGUCCAUUCCGGGAUUUCUGUGCGUCUCUUUCUAGUGGUAGAUAGCUUCGACCUCUGAUGUCCAAGGUCGAAAAGUGUAACCUUGAUCAUGAAGAAAUUAGAGAACAGAGUUGAUUCGUUUGUUCUUGUAAUAGAAUUUAAUUGCCUUGUAAGUUGUAUCCCUUCUACCGUGAAAUGAAGUGCAUUGAUUUUC